CUUCCCUCCCUCCUUCUCGCUCUCCUUCCCUCCUUCUUUCUCCUCGCUCGCUGGGAGCCACGGUCGGUGCCUCUUCUCCCUCCUCUCCUCUCCUCUCCUCUCCUUCCUCCGCCAUGCGCCGCUCGGAGCCCGGCCUGCUCCUCUUCCUCCCCUUCCUCGCCCUCGCCUCGGGCUCUCCCGGAGGGUCCCGCUCCGUCUACACCAACCACUGGGCCGUGCGAGUGUCGGGGGGCGCCCUGGAGGCGGAGCGCCUGGCCGCCGCCUAUGGAUACCUCAACCUCGGGCAGGUGAGGCGCAGAUUGGGAACUUGGAAGACUACUACCACUUUCAUCACAGCAAAACCAUUAAAAGGUCAACAUUCAGCAGCAGAGGGCCACACAACUUCCUCAGAAUGGACCCAAAGGUGAGAUGGCUGCAGCAGCAAGAGGUGAAACGAAGAGUCAAAAGACGCGUCCGACGCAACCCCAAUUUUGCUUCCUUCAAUGACCCACUUUGGCCUGAAAUGUGGUACAUGCAUUGUGAAGACAAUGACAGCGAAUGCAGGUCAGAAAUGAACAUCAUGGCAGCCUGGCAGCGGGGAUAUACUGGGAAAGAUGUCGUCGUAACCAUUCUCGAUGAUGGGAUUGAGAAAAAUCACCCAGAUCUUGUCCAGAACUAUGACCCUCGUGCAAGUUACGAUGUCAAUGGACAUGAUGAAGAUCCGACUCCCCGCUAUGAUGCCAGCAACGAAAACAAGCACGGUACACGUUGUGCUGGAGAAGUGGCAGCAUCAGCAAACAACUCGAACUGUAUUGUGGGAAUUGCAUACAAUGCAAGAAUUGGGGGCAUCCGUAUGUUGGAUGGCGAUGUGACAGAUAUCGUGGAAGCAAAGGCGAUUGGCACCAAACCAGAUUACAUCCACAUCUAUAGUGCGAGCUGGGGCCCGGAUGACGACGGCCGGACAGUGGAUGGCCCUGGACGUUUGGCCAAGGAGGCCUUUGAGAAAGGCAUUAAAGAGGGCCGUAAAGGACGCGGUUCCAUUUAUGUCUGGGCCUCUGGGAAUGGUGGCAGAGAAGGGGACCACUGCUCUUGCGAUGGGUACACCAACAGCAUCUACACCAUCUCCAUUAGCAGUACCACCGAGAAUGGGAACAAGCCCUGGUACCUGGAGGAAUGCGCCUCUACCAUUGCCACCACCUACAGCAGCGGUGCUUUCUAUGAGCGACAGAUUGUCACUACAGACCUGAGGAAGCGUUGCACAGAGGGCCACACCGGGACUUCCGUGUCGGCCCCCAUGGUGGCCGGAAUCAUCGCGCUGGCUCUGGAGGCCAACCCUUUGCUGACCUGGCGAGAUGUCCAGCACUUGCUCAUUAAAACAUCGCGGCCCGCACACCUUUUGGCCCCAGACUGGAAAACGAAUGGAGCUGGACGUCGAGUUAGCCAUUUGUAUGGGUUUGGCCUGGUGGAUGCAGAAGCUCUCGUGGUCGAAGCGAAGAAGUGGCAGACGGUCCCUGCCCAGCACAUUUGUGUGGGAACCUCCAAUAAAAAAUCAUGGUUCAUUCCUGCCAACAAGACAGUGCGGACUGCAACCGUAACCAACGCCUGUGCUGACCAGCUUGACCAUCAUGUGGCUUAUCUGGAACAUGUCAUUGUACGAGUUUCUAUUGCACACCCUCGGCGGGGAGACCUCCAGAUAAACCUAAUAUCUCCUUCUGGGACUAAAUCUCAACUCCUGGGAAGAAGGCAACAUGAUGAUUCCAGUGAAGGCUUUAAACAUUGGGAAUUCAUGACUGUCCACUGCUGGGGAGAAAAGGCAUCUGGAGAAUGGACACUGGAAGUCCAGGAUAAGCCCUAUCAUGUACGAAACCCAGAAAUGCAAGGGAAGUUAAAAGAAUGGAGCCUUAUUUUAUAUGGAACAGUUGAGCCCCCAUCCUCGAAUGUCAACUCCCAACACUCCAGGUCAAGGAUGAUGGAAAUGCCAUCAUCCGACAUGGAACCCUCAAAAGUUGCUUUCUUCCAAACGCAGAUGGAGAUGCAGGAGGAGGAAGAGGAAUAUACAGGUCCGUGCCAUGCGGAAUGUGGUGACCAAGAGUGCGACGGCCCCAAUGCUGACCAGUGCCUGAACUGUUUCCAUUAUAGCUUUGGAAGUCUUAAAGCCGGCAGAAAGUGUGUGAGUUCCUGUCCUUCUGGGUACUUUGGGGACAGCAUUCAGCGGAAAUGCCGCAGAUGCCACCGGAGCUGUGAAGCUUGCCUGGGGAGGAGCCAGAACUCGUGCACAGCUUGCAAGCAUGGCUUCUAUCAUCACCAAGAAACAAAUGCAUGCGUGAUGCUGUGUCCAGCUGGGUUUUACUCUGAGAUGGGUCAACGACGUUGUCAGAAAUGCCAUCCAAACUGUAAGAAGUGUAUUUGGGAGAUGGAUAGAUGCACCGUCUGCAAAGAUGGAUUCAGCCUCGUGGACAACAGCUGUGUUAUGGGAUGCAAAGCAGGCAUGUACUUGAUCAAGGAACCGGUGCGAUGUGAAAACUGCCGCUCAAACUGCCGGACAUGUACAGGGCCAGGGCGAGAGGACUGUACGCAGUGUGGCAGGAACACCCAUGACUGGAAAUGUGUCCCUUCAUGUGGGGAGAACUAUUAUGCUGACGAGGUGCCUGGACUCCCAUACAAAGUCUGCAGAAGUACGUUGCUCCCCAUCCUGGGACCUUCCCGCCGCCUCGAAAGCUCUGACGAUUCCACCCUUCGAUCAAAGAGCUCUGUAUCAUCAAAUCUGACUUUGCUGAGCUUCGACUGGACCUGGCCUUCAUCAAGAUGUGAAAACAACUGUACAAGCUGUGAUAGCUUUGGGAAAAAAUGUCUCCAGUGUAAAGAAGGCUUCAGCUUGUUCAAUGGCUCUUGUGUUGCAAAUGACAGAUGCCGCAAUACCGAUGACCUCUUCUGCGAGUUGGUGAAGUCAAACAAGCUGUGUGAGCGCAAGAUCUUAUUCCAGUUUUGCUGUCGGACAUGCCUCUUGACCGGUUAAAUACCCGCUCUUUGGAGACCUGGUUGCUGAUGGGACCGGACACUGCUGCUCCCUUUUCCCCCGCAGCUUCGGCUGAAGCUCCAGCUUGCAACUCCGAUUGCUUUCAAUACCCCCUGCCAGCUUCAGCUUGGUUUCUACAGUGUCCCAUCUGGCAAUCCUAAAUCCAGGCCAUCUUAUUACCUGGCUCAUUGAGUUUCUAAAAGGCAGGAAAACAUAGUAGGGAUGCAAAUUGCACCAUGAAUCUUUCUCAGAAAUGGAUACAGAGGCGUUGUCUUAAUGCAUGGCCAUCAACCUCUCCAAACCAGAGGAGAGUGUUCCUCCCACCAGAAAAAGAAAAGAUGGCAAUAUUUCAAGGUGGCUUAUGAAUUCCUCGGACUGGUUUUGCUAGAGUUGCAUUCUCUCGCUAUCCGAUGCAGCUCCUUUUGGCAAAAUUACAAUGGGAAAUAAGCACAUUCCAGGUUGCCUUUGAGUAGCAAGGUGGCCUUAAGCUUGUAUUUUGGCAAAGACCAAAGAGUGAGCAGGAAAGAAGUCAGGAGCGCUCUUCAUUUAUCCCAAAGCAUACAUGGAGUUGUUUCGAGGAGCUAACUUCUAAGUGAUUGCUGGGUUGCUGUGAGUUUUCCGGGCUGUAUGGCCAUGUUCCAGAAGCAUUCUUUCCUGACGUUUUGCCCACAUCUAAAUGAUCCAUUGUGACGUUUAGGGACAGCGUUGUCCUGAAAGAUUGGAUUGGAAGCCUGUAUGAAAUCACUGGCAACGAAUGCAUCUCUUGACUGAAUAGUUUCCUCUCUCCAGCAACAAAAUGUUUGCAUCUCCCCUCAUGUUUAGUUCUUGAUUGAUUCAUGGCUUCAUUUUUCUACCUCCUAAAGCCUUUUUCCUUUAAGAAUAGUUCCAUUACUUCAGUCAGCAAACUUUUUACAAAAUUUUCCAUUUAGCCAACGAGGAAAGGACGAAAACAACCCCUAGACGGCAUUACCCAACCCAUCUGAAUGUAUUCACUCCAUAUACAUUAUAGAUAUACACACACAUAUAUACAUACAUAUAAUAUAAUAUAUAUAUUUUAUAGUUUUGUCAUGUGGCGUUCAUAUAAUUGUGUUAAAAUAUAUCGGGCAAUGUUGUCUUACAGGUUUUUUAACUUAUGCAGUCAUUGCCUUUCUUAAAUUUUUUUGGACAAAGCAGAUUUUUUAUAUCUCAAGGUGCCACCAAAACCCUUUCAGUGACAUCUUUGUUAAGCUUCCUACGAAAAACGUCUCCUUGUUGGUCCUCAGACAUGUGUAAACAAGAGCGGAUUCACAUCGUCGGCUAUCUUAAUAAGUUCAACCUCCAGCCCGUGAAAUUGGCAGUCAAACAUUAAUUGGCUCUUCACAAAGUGGGCUUCUAACCUCUCUUUUCUCGGGCUAAAAUUAACCGCUUUUGGAGCCACGCUCCCUCAAACUGGGCCAAAUGAAUAGUGAAAGCGGACAGUCUUUCAGGUCACUGGAACGGAAAUCGGCAAGGUGACCAGAACAUGAAUAAAAUGUUUGUAAUCCCAAUGAGCUACUCUGUACCAUUUUUUCCCCAACCAACCAAAGUAAAUUGUUUUAUUUUGCUAUGAAGAAUAA
Anolis sagrei ordinatus is the source of this 4590-nucleotide messenger RNA. It is a transcript of the gene PCSK6, whose product is annotated as proprotein convertase subtilisin/kexin type 6. Gene Ontology annotation, biological process: peptide hormone processing. Gene Ontology annotation, molecular function: serine-type endopeptidase activity. The record is from RefSeq and is a predicted model, not a curated record. Gene Ontology annotation, cellular component: membrane; cell surface. NCBI's taxonomy places the organism in Eukaryota, Metazoa, Chordata, Lepidosauria, Squamata, Anolidae.